This is a messenger RNA of Pezoporus occidentalis (night parrot), 4827 nucleotides long. RefSeq names its product VPS18 core subunit of CORVET and HOPS complexes (gene VPS18). Gene Ontology annotation, molecular function: protein-macromolecule adaptor activity. Gene Ontology annotation, biological process: lysosome organization; endosome to lysosome transport; organelle fusion. The record is from RefSeq and is a predicted model, not a curated record. Lineage: Eukaryota; Metazoa; Chordata; Aves; Psittaciformes; Psittacidae. Gene Ontology annotation, cellular component: endosome; HOPS complex. The transcript is spliced from 5 exons. Bases 66 to 2990 code for a protein of 974 amino acids.
GUGACGCGGGUCAGCUGAGCGCGGGCGGAAGUGGCGGGUGCGGGCCUGUGGUGCCGGUGUCCGCCAUGGCGUCCAUUCUGGACGAGUACGAGGACUCGCUGUACCGCUCCGCCGCCGUGCAGCACAGCCGCGCCAGCGUGGGCAUCCCGCACUCCGGAUAUGUGAAUGCACGUCUGGAGAAGGAAACACCAAUAUUUAACAAGCAAAGGAUUGAUUUUGCUCCUCCAGAGAAAAUUAACAGCUUAGUGGUCUCCUCUAACCAGCUGUGUAUGAGCCUUGGCAAAGACACCCUUCUCAGGAUUGAUCUUGGGAAGCCAGAUGAACCUAAUCAGGUGGAGCUGGGACGCAAAGAUGAAGCCAAAGUCUACAAGAUGUUUUUGGACCACACAGGCUCCCAUCUCCUGAUUGCUCUGAACACCAGUGAAUGCCUUUACCUGAACAGAAGUGUUCAGAAAGUGCGAGCACUCUCCCGCUGGAAAGGCCACUUGAUUGAAAGUGUGGGCUGGAACAAAUUCCUUGGUACAGAGACCAACACGGGGCCUAUCCUGGUGGGGACAGCCCAGGGGCAGAUCUAUGAGGCUGAAAUCUCUGUCAGUGAGGGAAGCCUCUUCAGUACUAAUCCUGACCAGUACUUCCGACAGGUCUACACUCUGGAGGAGGAAUCAGGACCUGCCCCAGUCUGCUGCUUGGAGAUUGAACGAGGAAUAGAAGGGAAAUUUUUUAUUAUAGCCACCACUCAAAAGAGACUUUUCCAGUUUGUUGGCAAAGUGCCUGAAGGGACAGAGCAGCAAGGCUUCAGCUCCAUAUUUGCUUUGCAUGCUGACCAUUUGCCAAGCUUCCGGGAGUUUCCGGCCAGCUUUGGUUUCAGUGAGAUAGCCUUUUACACCCCAAAACUGCGCUCCAACCCACGCUCCUUUGCCUGGAUGAUGGGAAAUGGUGUUUUGUACGGUACACUGGAUUAUAGCCGUCCCGAUUCAAUUUUGAGUGAUGAACGGGUCUGGGUUUAUCCUUCUGAUAUUGACAUAACUGUGAACAAACCGAUAUCCAUUGUACUUACCCAGUUCCACUUCUUGCUGCUGCUGCCUGAUCGAGUGAAGGCUGUGUGCACUCUGAAUGGGCAGGUUGUUUUUCAAGAUAUGUUCCUGGAGAAGUUUGGUUUUCUGACACGCAUGAUCAAAGAUCCCACAGUCCAGCAGAUCUGGAUCCACACUGAGAAAGUGGUGUUCCGCUACCAUGUCCAGCGGGAAUCUAGAGAUGUGUGGAAGAUGUAUAUGAAUAUGAACAAAUUUGAUUUAGCCAAAGAGUAUUGUAAAGAUCGUCCAGAGUGCCUAGAUAUUGUGCUGGCAAAAGAAGCAGAGCACUGCUUCCAAAACAAGAGGUAUCUAGACAGUGCCAAGUGUUAUGCGCUGACCCAGAGCUACUUUGAGGAAAUUGCCCUUAAGUUCAUUGAAGCCAAGCAAGAAGAGGCCCUGAUGGAGUUUCUGAUUAAGAAGCUGAGUAAUCUGAAGCCUUCUGAGAAGACACAGACCACUCUGCUGACCACGUGGUUAACGGAGCUGUACCUGAACUGGUUAGGUGUACUGGAAGGAGAUCCCUCACAGCGAAAUCUCUAUCUGGAUACACGGGAGAAGUUUCGCACAUUCCUGAGCAGUCCUAAAAACAAAGACUGUCUGUUUAAUAACCGGGCAUCUAUUUAUGAGCUCUUGGCAAGCCAUGGGGACACAGAGCACAUGGUCUACUUUGCAGUCAUCAUGCAGGACUAUGAGCGUGUAGUAGCUCACCACUGCCAGCACGAUGAGUACGAUGAGGCUCUAAAUGUGCUGUCCAGGCACAGAGACGAGAAACUGUUCUACAAGUUCUCUCCAGUCCUCAUCCAGCAUAUUCCCAAGAAGGUAGUUGAUGCUUGGAUUUCUAUGGGCUCUAGACUGGAUGCUAGGAACCUCAUUCCAGCCCUUGUUAACUAUAGCCAGAGUGCCAGCACCCAGCAGAUCAAUGAAGCCAUUAGAUAUAUGGAAUUCUGUGUCUAUCAGUUGGAGGAAACUCAGCAAGCCAUUCACAACUACCUGUUGUCUCUUUAUGCUUUGUGUCGGCCGGAUUCGCUGCUAUCUUACCUGGAGCAAGCAGGAACCAACCCAAACAGGAUCCACUAUGACUUGAAGUAUGCAUUGCGCCUGUGUGCAGAGCAUGGGCACCACCAUGCAUGUGUCCAUAUUUACAAAGUGAUGGAAUUAUAUGAGGAGGCUGUGGAUCUUGCCUUACAGGUGGAUGUUGAUCUUGCGAAGUCCUGUGCAGAUCUCCCUGAAGAUGAUGAGGAACUCCGGAAGAAGCUCUGGUUAAAGAUUGCUCGCCAUGUUGUUCAGGAAGAGAAGGAUGUCAAGAAGGCAAUGGCCUGCCUCUCCAGCUGUGCCCUGCUGAAGAUUGAAGAUGUCUUGCCAUUCUUUCCAGACUUUGUCACCAUUGACCAUUUCAAGGAGGCAAUCUGUAACUCUCUGGAGGACUACAACAAGCACAUUGAGGAGCUGAAAAGGGAGAUGGAGGAAGCCACACAGAGUGCCAAGAGAAUCCGAGAGGACAUCCAGGAAAUGAGAAAUAAGUAUGGCUCUGUGGAGCCUCAGGAAAAAUGUGCUGCUUGUGACUUCCCACUUCUAAACCGCCCUUUUUACCUUUUCCUGUGUGGCCACAUGUUUCACUAUGACUGUCUCCUCCAAGCGGUGUUCCCAAACCUUCCUGCCUAUAAACAGGCAAAACUUGAAGAUCUUCAGAAGAAGCUGGCAGCUACCAGUCAGCCUUCCAAGAGUCACCAUCGUCCCAAGGACACAGAUACCAUUAGCUUGGGGAAGGGGCAGCAGAGCCGGGAACAGAUCAAAGCUGACAUUGAUGAUAUUGUGGCAGCUGAAUGUGUGUACUGUGGGGAGCUGAUGAUCCGGUCAAUUGACAAGCCUUUUAUUGAUCCCCAGAAGUAUGAAGAAGAGAUGCAGAGCUGGCUGUAGUUUUCCAAGCCUGCAACUGUCAGUACACAAGAGUGGUUUUGUUCACAACUUGUGAAGCUUCUGUGGUGAGAAUAUAAUCUCCAGAAGCAGGAACACAGUGGCAACUGUUGAACUCUUAAUAAAAGAGUAGUGGGGUCACUAUGGUGAGCUAGUCUUGAAACAUGUGGAGAAAUAGCUAUGGCUGUCUAAGAACUCAAACAAUAGUUAAGAGUUAAUCUACUGGAAUAUAUUUAGCAGAUGUUUCCUGCUUGCAGUUCUUCUGAGGUUCUCAGUGUGAAGCUAAUGGAGUGCCUUGUUGUCCAGAAGGAAUUGGGAACAACCUAUGAUUUAUCUUCCCUGUUGUGUGGUAUUUGUUUUGGUGAAGACAAGCUUGAAGGAAAAGGUAGUGAACACUAAGCAGUGUAGGGUUCAUUCAUCAUCCAAAGCUAGAAUUGCCUUCUGUUUCCUUUUUGCUGAGAGUCUAUAACCACAUACAUGGAAAGGACAUGAAAGGACAAAUGCUCUUGCAUUUAUAUUUUGUAUUUGUGUAGCAUGAUGUUUACAUGUUUCUACACAAUGUAAUACAAGAAUGUGUGUAAUUCUCAAGCAGGAGUGUCUCAUAAUACACAUUUGUCUGAAAUUUAAGGUGUCUAAUUCUCUUUCCCACAAGCUAUAUGGACAAGACCAUACAUUUCAGUUUUCUCUAGCUACUGUUUCUGGCAAUAUUUUGUAGCCUGUUCACCCCUUCCUCACUAUCUGAAUCCUAUUUCUAAUACAGCUGUCUUUGUAUAGUGGGUCUUGGUUUUGUCUUUGCCCAACCCAAAAUUUAUAUAUACAGUAGUCAUGUUUUAGCUGGUAGAUAUUCUGCAAGCAGGAACACAACCUGUUUGUAUUGUCCUGUUGUCAUCCACCACAAGCUGCACUUGAGCACUAGAUAGGAGAUCCAGUCAUAGGUUCCCUGAAGGGUAGACUACAGAAAAGUUCUGUUGGUGUGAAAUUGCUAUUUGAAACCAGAACCUAGUGACCAGGCAGUCUUGCCUUCCUGACAGUAUUUGAUACUUUCUGGAGGUGGCAGCAGGUCACUGUAGGUCUAUUGCUCCGACUUGGGAAAUUUUUCCCAGAAGGUGGAGAUCACUGCAUUGUGGGUGAGGGAUCUAACCAUCGUAUUCAAUUGACUUAGCAAGGAUUCCUUGGUUUAGUUUUGAAGAAACUAAAGUUUUAAUGAAAUUCUGCUGUUUGAGGCUGAAUCCCAAAUGUAGUGAUUGGCAGAAGGAUGGAAUCAUCUAAAUUAAAAAUGAUGAUUCUUGUAAUUAAGGCAACAAAAAAUACUUUCUCCUGCAAAACUUCUUCAGUUCUUUCACAUGAAUGCAUGUGCUUGAAUACCUCUCUGCCUGCUAGUCAUGCUCUUUGUGGCAUUGUAGAAAUGGGUCUUCACACCAUUGAAAGGGAUUAUAAAUUGGUUUCCUCAAGGAGCUGACCUAAGAAUGUUGGUAACUGUACAGCAGUCCAGAACAUCCGUGCUUUUGUUGGGAACUUCAGCCUGGAAUGAAUGGAUCUUAUCUGUAUAAAACUACGUGAGUAAUAAAAGCCAGAGCUGACAGUAGGAAUACCUGAGGUUUUGAGACCCUCUUUUCAUUGUUGGAGCCAUGGGAUAGGCAGUCUCAUUGCCACCUGGUAGUGUUUGUUGCUGCUUUAUCAAACCACUGUUUCAGUGUUCAGAAACCACACAUGCUGUAGUUUUGUUUGGCUCUGGAUAGCCUUUUGCUUUGAGUAAGUCAGUGGGUCUGCCAGAAGAAUUUGUGAUGAAAACUGAAUGUGAUGUCUUUUGAAGUUCAGCAUUAAACCUGUUGUAACUGGC